Molecule: messenger RNA, 1512 nt
Organism: Lasiosphaeria miniovina
Lineage: Eukaryota; Fungi; Ascomycota; Sordariomycetes; Sordariales; Lasiosphaeriaceae
Product: SWD1-like protein
Exons: 6
Coding region: 1-1512 (503 amino acids)
Cellular component (GO): Set1C/COMPASS complex
Molecular function (GO): protein binding
Source: RefSeq, a predicted model, not a curated record
AUGAAUCUCUUACUCUCUGAUGAUUACCUGCUUCAGGACUAUCCCGAGCACAUCACCAAUACUAUCCGGUCCGGCCACUCGACAUGCGUGCGCUUCAAUCGCAAGGGCGACUACCUCGCCUCGGGCCGCGUCGAUGGCACCGUCGUCAUCUGGGAUCUGGACACGAUGGGCGUCGCGCGCAAGCUGAGAGGUCAUUCUAAGAACAUCACCUCGCUCAGCUGGUCACGUUGCGGCAGGUAUCUGCUCUCUGCCUGCCAGGGCUGGAAGGCUAUCUUGUGGGACCUGCAGGACGGGACUAGGUGUCGCGAGGUGCGGUUCCGCGCUCCUGUCUACGGCGCCGAGCUUCACCCUUGGAACCAUCAUCAGUUCGUCGCGGCCCUGUUCGAGGAGCAGCCAAUGCUUGUCGACAUCACCGGCACCGCAGACGUCAAGUAUGUCCUCCCUUCGGUACAAAAGCGGGCCAACACAGAAACAGACGCAGCUCUCAAAGAGAAGCAGGCCAAGGAAGAUGCUAGACACAUGACUACAGCCAUUGUUUACACGGCGGCAGGCGAUCAUCUACUGGCAGGCACGAGUAAGGGCAGGCUGAACGUCAUCGACGCCAGGACUCGCGAGAUAAUCUACUCGGAGAAGAUUGCUAGCGGUAUUGUCACGACACUGCGCCUCACCGAGUCGGGCAAAGAGCUACUCGUCAAUGCCCAGGAUCGCAUCAUCAGGACCUUUCACGUGCCGAACCUAUCAGCGGCCGACAUGGAUCCCGAUACUAUCCGGAUACCACUCGAGCACAAGUUUCAGGACGUGGUGAACCGCCUGUCGUGGAACCACGUGGCUUUCAGCGCUACAGGCGAGUAUGUGGCGGCGUCGACGUAUAACAAUCAUGAACUCUACAUCUGGGAGCGCAGGCACGGCAGUCUGGUGCGCAUGCUGGAGGGACCCAAGGAGGAGCAAGGUGUUAUCGAGUGGCAUCCCCACAGGGCGCUGCUGGCCGCGUGCGGGCUGGAGACUGGUAGAAUUAACAUCUGGUCCGUCACGACUCCCCAGCGGUGGUCCGCCCUCGCCCCCGACUUCGUCGAGGUCGAAGAGAAUGUCGAGUACAUAGAAAAAGAGGACGAGUUCGACAUCCACCCCCGCGAGGAGAUCCAGAAGCGCAGGCUCGACCAAGAGGACGAGACCAUCGACGUCCUGGCCCUCCCCAACGAGGAGGACGACGCAAGCGCCUUCCGGAUGCCGAUUCUCUUCAACUUGGGCGAGUCGGACAGUGAAGAGGAGUUUGUCAAUGUGUCGCUCGGGACGCUGCGGCGCAAGAGCCCCGGGGAUCAGGAUGAGGCUGAGGCCGCCGCCGAGGACAAAGCUCCGGGCGGGCGGCGGAUAGAUAUGGAGGGGCAUCAUGAACUUCUGGACAACGAGAACGAGGUGCCUUGGCCUAUGAGGGCGACUAAGGCUAAAUACCCAAGAGUGUUCCGCGUUGCCGUAGAACGGCGCGUAUACGAUGUGUGGGAACAGGAACGAUAA